Neltuma alba is the source of this 798-nucleotide messenger RNA. Its product is annotated as cysteine-rich receptor-like protein kinase 2. Lineage: Eukaryota; Viridiplantae; Streptophyta; Magnoliopsida; Fabales; Fabaceae. The record is from RefSeq and is a predicted model, not a curated record. The transcript is spliced from 2 exons. Gene Ontology annotation, cellular component: plasmodesma. The coding region runs from base 1 to 798 and encodes 265 amino acids.
AUGUUGCUGCACCUGCAACAAAAGCCCCAGUUCGUCUGCUUUUACUUAAGUUUGCUGAUUUGGUCAUGGUCAUGGUGGAGUCUUGACGGCGUCGUUUCGGACCCACAGACCAACUUCGUAAAACUAGGGUGCACCCAGUACAACGUGAGUGACUUGUCCAUCUUCAGUGACAACUUAAACAUAACUCUGAGAGACCUGAGAGCUCAAAUCAGCAACCAGAGCAAGCACUUCGCGACGGCGCAGGCCGUGAAGGGUAACAAUCCGGCGUACGGCCUUUUCCAGUGCAGAAACUGCCUCUCCAUCAAAGAUUGCCUCGCUUGCUUCGACUUCGCCGCCGUUCAUAUACGAAACUGCUCUGUCGGCGUCGCCGGUGCCCGUAUCAUCUACGAAGGUUGCUUCCUCAGGUAUGAGAGCAGUGGAUUCUUCGAUCAGAACACAGAUGCUGGGAACAACAUAAUCUGUGGGAAUCAGACGAUCAGAAACACCACAGGACUUUCUUCAACUGUGCAACAAGUUCUAACGAAUCUGGACAUAGCAGCCCCAAGAAUCAGUGGUUUUUAUGCAGCCACUAAGACGCCUGUGCCUAACAGUAAUGGCUCAAACAUUUAUGCCAUUGCUCAAUGUAUUGAAACUCUCACACAAGUUGGCUGCCAGGAUUGCCUCAACAUUGCCUUAAGAAAUUUCCAGAUCUGUCUUCCCAACUCAAAUGCUAAGACUUAUGAUGCUGGUUGUUUCAUGAGAUACUCCACCACAGCCUUCUUUGCUGAUAAUCAAACCAUUAAUAUUAAUCCCUUUUGA